GUGGCGGUAAGAAGCCGGAGGCAGCGGGGUGACAGGAUGAUGAAUUGAACAUUUGUCAUUGUCUAAAAUGUGAUGCAGUGGAUUUUGGAGGGAGCUGGCACAGAAAGCUCUGAAGGUUGCUUACGUUGGUGGUUGGAAAAUAUUUAAGUCUCAACAAAUGAAUUCCACACUUGAACUCUGCCGCAUUCCUGUGCCACCUCCUCCUUUAGAAAACUGAUCUUAGAACAGAGAGAUAAGAGUAACAGAAGGUAGAAGAAGAUGCUGGGAUCUGAACGUGGUGUUGUGGAAGAAUGGUUAUCAGAAUUCAAGGCAUUACCUGACACUCAGAUCACCAAUUAUGCAGCAACUUUACACCGGAAAAAAACAUUGGUACCAGCCCUCUACAAAGUUAUUCAAGAUUCAAAUAAUGAGCUCCUGGAACCUGUGUGCCACCAGCUGUUUGAGCUCUAUCGUAGCUCUGAAGUUCGACUGAAGAGGUUCACGCUGCAGUUCUUGCCAGAAUUGAUGUGGGUUUAUUUACGGCUUACAGUUAGCCGAGACAGACAGAGUAAUGGUUGCAUUGAAGCACUUCUGUUAGGAAUUUAUAAUUUGGAAAUUGCUGAUAAAGAUGGAAACAAUAAAGUUCUGUCUUUUACUAUCCCUUCUUUAUCUAAGCCUUCAAUAUACCAUGAGCCCUCAACAAUUGGAUCCAUGGCUUUGACUGAAGGGGCAUUGUGUCAGCAUGACCUCAUCAGGGUUGUUUAUAGUGAUCUUCAUCCUCAGAGGGAAACAUUCACUGCACAAAACCGGUUUGAAGUCCUGAGUUUUCUUAUGUUGUGUUACAAUUCUGCUAUUGUGUAUAUGCCUGCUUCAUCUUAUCAGUCUCUUUGUCGGAUGGGCUCCAGGGUUUGUGUGAGUGGGUUUCCACGACAACAUGAAAAACACUGGAAAGAACUCUGUGGUCGAAUAGUAUUGGAUCCCGAAUUUAUGGUGCAACUUCUCACCGGGGUUUAUUAUGCCAUGUAUAAUGGACAGUGGGACCUUGGCCAGGAAGUCCUUGAUGACAUCAUUUAUAGAGCUCAGCUAGAACUCUUUUCUCAACCACUAUUGGUUGCUAAUGCCAUGAAAAAUUCAUUACCAUUCGAUGCUCCUGAUUCUUCACAAGAAGGCCAGAAAGUACUUAAAGUGGAAGUCACUCCGACAGUGCCGAGGAUUUCUCGGACUGCAAUUACAACAGCUUCCAUCCGUCGCCAUAGAUGGAGGAGAGAAGAUGGCUUUGACUUCUCAAACGAGGCUGACUCGAGUCUUCCUGGCUCCCCGAUCCAACACGGCUCCACUGACCUAGGGACCAAACGUGUGCAAGAGGGGGAGGUGCUGAUGCGCAAGACCCCUGAGCACGGCUCACCGGAGCCCAACUCAGCAGCAGCCACCACAGAGGGUGCUGAGGGGGUAAAUGGAGAAGAGGAGUCGGUAAACCUAAAUGAUGCAGAUGAAGGAUUUUCAUCAGGGGCUUCCCUCAGCAAUCAGCCACUUGGGACCAAACCAUCCUCCUCUUCUCAGAGGGGAAGCUUAAGGAAAGUAGCAACUGGGCGUUCAGUCAAGGAAAAAGAAACGGCUUCUCCCAUCAAAUCCAGUGAAAGCCCCCGAGAUUCAGUAGUUCGCAGGCAGUAUGUACAGCAACCUACUGAUCUUAGUGCAGAUUCAAUUGAGCUGACACCGAUGAAGAAACACCUGAGUCUGCCUGCCGGCCAGGUGGUGCCAAAAACCAAUAGUGUAAGUCUGAUCCGGACAGCCAGUGCUUCCUCAAGUAAAUCAUUUGACUAUGUAAAUGGCAGUCAAGCCAAUACCAGCUUUGGGGUUGGCACUGAGGGAGUUACUAAUUUAGCCACUAGCAAUGCUAAUCGAUACUCGACUAUCAGUCUGCAGGAAGACCGGCUAGGUCAAGCUGGAGAAGGCAAAGAGCUCCUCAGCCCGGGCGCCCCCUUAACCAAGCAGUCUCGAUCCCCAAGUUUCAAUAUGCAGCUCAUAUCCCAGGUGUAGAUUUGACGUCCUGUCUCACCUGUCUGCUUACCUUUUAAACUGAACACUUCAUUGUGCAGGAAGAAACUGCAUCCCACGUUGUGAAAAUACUGGUCAUCGUAAUCAGAGUUGAUUUAGUUUAGGUAUGUUCAUACUGUAUUUUGUAUGGAAACAGCAAUAAUGUUUUCUUUCUUCUCCUUCCUAUAUCUUCUCUUCACCUCUUCCUUGUGAAUGUGUUUGUGAAGCAGUAUAAAAUGUUUGCAUUUUCCAUGCCUUCCUUUCUCCUUGGGUGAUGUGCAAUCCGUCGUAGGCUGAUCGGUCCCAUUUCAACACUGUGAGACUGAGGAUAUGUUAGAGGAAAUGGUGUAUAUGAUCCCUAUGAAAUGAUUCUUUGGCUUUCUUUUAAAAACACACACACAAAAACGGGUUUGUUCUCAUAAUCUAUAAACUAUGAAUACUGGGUCAUAUUUUUUUUCUCUCUUAACCAGGAGUGCCUCAGAGAUUCUGCUAUGACUUUGGACUUCUCUGAGUCUGUGCAAUCAUUUUCUUGAGAAGCAUGGGGAAAGGUGGUAGACUCUGCACUUUUUUAUUAAAAUGAGUGUCUCUUUUUCUCCCAUCUCCUUUAUCUCGAGGAUACGAAUGUUUAGUUACCGAGGCAUUUGAAUCAAGUGUGGCCACCUCCAUUAGAGGGCAGUUGAUUGUGUAAUAAUUGAUAAUGCACUUUCUCAAUGGCUCUAUAGUCAUUAUUAACAUGUCUUCCCUCCUCCCCACAAGGACAUAAGGUUAUUUCUGUCCUUCAAGUUUGAACAACUAACAAAUCAGAGAAUCCAAGGGGCAUGUUCUUUUUCCCAGGAAUGACUGACACUGGUGCUGGGGUUUUGUGGCGGGAGGGGUGGUCUUUGUUUAGCUUAUAUGGGAUUUUGUGUGUGAGGGGAAGUUUUGAUUGGUUUUCUUUCUUUGUGAGCUUAUGACUGAAGUAGAACAAGUACGUCUUCAGGUAAAGAGAGGGAUUUCUCAAGUACUUUCUGUGAUGUCAGACUAUUGGAGAAACCCUUUCAGCUGCUUUCUAGAUGUACCUAAAUUCAGUCAGAUAUUUUGGAUUAAGAAACCUGAAGUCCUGAUAUAUCAUAUACUCCAAGGAAAUACAUCAGGGACAGAUAAUUGGCUGAAAACACUGACACUUCAAUGUGACACAUUUUUAUAGAACAUUUCUACGAGGGGGUACUGACUUGAUUUCUCCUACAAGGACCACACUGCCUUUGUGUUUGAUGUAAUGCAAUUUGUGUACCUUCUAGUCAUAUAGCUGCAAAAGUUUCUCAUUUUUAUAAAACUUUGAAAUCAUGCCAGUAAGUUAAAUGUUGAAUGUAUGUAAAGUAGCAUUUGGUAAAUAUGCUACAAAAAUGCAUUAUUGGUUAAAAAAAAAUCUGAUUUGGUUGGUUAAAAUUUCAUUAUGACCUCUUCUGGGUCUCAGGCUCUAAUGCUUGAUUAAAUAGAAGAGAAUAUGUUGGUUUUUGAAAAUCAGUAUAUUGUGACUUGAACUAUGUGUUAUCCUUCCACAAAAUACAUCAGAACUAUUAGUGCUUUGUAUAUUUAGACAUUUUUAUUUUACUUUUGUGAAAGAAAUAUAUACUGAAUUUAUAGAAAGCAAGUAUUCUCGUAAUUAACAAAGUUUAAAAUUUACCUCUACCAAUUAAAAUUAUAAUAGAUUUUGAUAAAAUAACUGGAAAAAUGCCUCUUAUUCUUUUCAGACCUAUAAUUCUCCCCCUCCUUUUUUUUUUAAUUAUAAGAGGUUUUUUGUUUGUUUGUUUUGUUUGUUCUUAAAUGGAUUUUCUGUUAUAAUCUAUAUAAAAACAAUUAGAUGCUUAUUUGCAUUUGGUGGUCUGUAACAUUUUUCAUCUCAUAUUAAAAUGGAAAACUAGAACCUGAACUAGUAUCUACGAAAUUGCCAAAGUCCAGGAUAAAGCUAAAAGUUGAUAGAGAUUUAUUGAUUUGUAUGUGUGUGUGUGUGUACGUAUGUGUGUAUAUAUGGUGUGUAUAUGUAUAUAUCACAAAGACAAUAUUUUAGGUAUCCCUUCUAAUUUAACUAAGAGAUGUCAGAUAAAUGAAUUAAAAAUUAGCCAAAAUAAAUGAAGUGUAAAGAUUUGUAACAUAGUAAGGAAAGCAAAGUUUAGGUAUAAAAGGAAAAGAGCAUUAUACUUAACCAGGGUGAGAGAUCUUAGCCAUUGCUGGAGGUCAGUUACUUUUAUGGCAGAAAUACCCACUUGACUUAGGAGGCUGUUUUUAAUGCAACAAAUUGAACAUUUAUUGACAUCUAACAGUAGUAUGAUUUUAGUUAAAGCACACAAAAAAUACCAAAUAAUAUCAAAUUACAGCAAAAGCUCUAAUAAAUGUAAGAUCUCCCUUUGGUUUAUUAGAAAUCUUAUACCUGAAAAGUUGGUUUUGAAAACUUUCUACUUAGAGGAUUUCAUUUAUGUGUAUGUCUAUGUAUAUAUUUUGUAUGUAUACAUAACCCAUUAAUGUUGCAUAAACCAUAACAUUUAUGUUUCUUUUAAGUGAUGUGAUUUGGCCCUAAUGAAAAAAACAUUUUAUUUAGUUCAAACUUUGCAUUCAGGAUUUAUGUUCUGUGCAAGGUAUAGUUUAAAUGGAAUGAGUUAGUUUAACAAACUGUAAGUCAAAUUUUGUAAGAAAUUUUUCAUAUUCAUCUACAUUAUUUAUUGGAUUUAAUUAAAAAUAUGUCUUGGAUGUACAAUAGUUGUUAAAAUAUAUGCCAGCAAUAUCCUUUAACAUCCUUUUAUUUUAUACUUCCUAAUGUUCAUUUAAAAGGAAAAGUCCUUUUAUCUGUGGAACAGCUUAUUAGGGAGAAAAUACUUUUUUCUAUAAUAAAACAAUUUGAUGCCAUCUA
Messenger RNA from Eptesicus fuscus (big brown bat), 4900 nucleotides. It is a transcript of the gene HYCC2, whose product is annotated as hyccin PI4KA lipid kinase complex subunit 2. Lineage: Eukaryota; Metazoa; Chordata; Mammalia; Chiroptera; Vespertilionidae. The transcript has 14 exons. The record is from RefSeq and is a predicted model, not a curated record. Bases 259 to 2019 code for a protein of 586 amino acids. Gene Ontology annotation, cellular component: plasma membrane. Gene Ontology annotation, biological process: protein localization to plasma membrane; phosphatidylinositol phosphate biosynthetic process.